Molecule: messenger RNA, 3807 nt
Organism: Anguilla rostrata (American eel)
Lineage: Eukaryota; Metazoa; Chordata; Actinopteri; Anguilliformes; Anguillidae
Gene: cnga1a
Product: cyclic nucleotide gated channel subunit alpha 1a
Exons: 8
Coding region: 934-3003 (689 amino acids)
Biological process (GO): monoatomic cation transmembrane transport
Cellular component (GO): plasma membrane; intracellular cyclic nucleotide activated cation channel complex
Molecular function (GO): cGMP binding; protein-containing complex binding; intracellularly cAMP-activated cation channel activity
Source: RefSeq, a predicted model, not a curated record
UUGUUUAACUGUCGACAAUAGUGCUCAUAUAGCUAAGAUAAAUGUACCAAAAGCUAAACUAAUCUUUUGUAAGUAAAUAAAUAAAUAGCCCCCUCCCCUCCUCUCUGAUUGACUUGAAUAAGAAAAGUAGGACUGAAACACAUAAUGUGUGGUACAGUAGCUUCAGCACGUCUGCCAUAACACUUUGGCCCACAUCACGAGUACAGCCAGUCAAUGGGAUGCAUGCAAAUGCAUAAUAGUGUCACCCCUUGGACUGAGAAUCCAAAGAAUAUCAACAAAAGCAUUAUUCUACAAGCUGACUAUUGUCCCUAUAAGGAUUUGUCCAACACAAUUAAAAUGCUUAUGAAAAAUUGCAAGCUGCCGUGGUAUCACCAGGAGUUAAGUAUUUGGCGUUUACAUUCAAUGCUUUCACUUCACAAAAAUUAGUUUCCAAUUCUUCUGCCACCCCCAGCCUACCAGAAAGGUUAAUAAAUUCAAAAGGGCAGUUUAAAUGGAACCACCCCAUCUGUAUCUCACUCUCUUUACUGCUUGCUAAUUACUCUCAUCCAUAUUUCUGAGCCCUUCUCCGCAUGGGUGCCGGGGAUAACGGUGACUUUGCGUUUGUCAUUUUCAUCUGUCCCCAAUCCCCAAAUCCCACUGAGGGCGCCGCGUAGUCCUCCUCCAGCAGACUGGCCCGAUCCACAGCGGAGGUGUCUGGGAACUACGUGUCCGAGGGGCCGGGGACGGGGCUGUUUUGACUAGACCCGGUGCCUGCGUCUGGUUCUGUCUUCGGGGAUGGCCUCAGACGCUGCACUGCUUCUGCUUCUGCCUCUGGGAGUCUAUGUCAGCAUGUAGGAGCCGCUCGCUCACAGGAGAGCCGAACCAACGCUGAGUGCUAGCAGGGCGAGUGCACUUAAGUAAAGCAUCUGGCACUGACCUUGUCUGGGGCCUGUGAUGACAGACAAACCUGCUGCCAUGGCAACCACAAUUGGCACUCAAUGUCUUGACCUGAUACCCCUGCGGACAGUCCUGGAGGACACUGGCAAGGACACCAAAAAGGUCAACGAGGAAAGAAAAGCACAGCAGCAAUCUUACCCAGGGAGUCUCUUCAACAUCAACAACAGCAAUAACAAUGAGAAAGAUGAGAAGACAAAAAAGAAAAAGGAGAAGAAAGAAAAGAAGGAGAAAAAGGAGAAAAAGGAUAAGAAAGAAAAGAAAGAAAAGAAAGAAAAGAAGAUGGAAAAGGAAAAAGAAAAGGCAGAACAAAUAGUGAAAGAGAAAGAAAAGGAGAAGGAGAAAGAUAAAAAAGAAGGGCCCAAAGAAAUAUUAGUCAUUAACCCAGGAGAUGCUAUUUACUACAAAUGGCUGUUUGUCAUCGCCAUGCCAGUAAUGUACAACUGGACCAUGAUAAUUGCCAGAGCCUGUUUUGAAGAAAUGCAGCAAAAAUAUCUGGUAAUGUGGUUCAUCAUCGACUUUAUAUCUGACGUUAUAUAUCUGGCUGACAUGGCUUUCCGAACAAGAACAGGGUAUCUGGAGCAAGGCUUAUUGAUCAAAGAUGAACAGAAACUGCGAGAUCGAUAUGUCCAGAGUUUUCAGUUCAAACUGGACGCGCUGUCCAUGAUUCCCACCGAUAUUCUGUACUUUUUCCUGGGGGUGAACUACCCAGAGAUUCGCCUGAACAAGCUGUUCCGAGUCGGCCGCAUGCUCGAGUUCUUCAUCCAGUCGGAGACGAGGACCAACUACACCAACAUUUUCCGCAUAUGCAACCUGGUCAUGUACAUCGUGAUCAUCAUCCACUGGAACGCCUGCCUAUACUACGCUUUCUCCAAGGCCAUCGGCUUUGGGUCCGAUACCUGGGUUUACCCGGAUCUCAGCCACCCCGACUUCGGGAAACUGCUCAGGAAGUACGCGUACAGCCUCUACUGGUCCACCAUGACAUUGACCACCAUCGGAGAAACUCCGCCUCCCAUCCUGGACUGUGAGUUCUUCUUCGUGGUGACGGACUUUUUGGUGGGCGUGCUGAUCUUCGCCACCAUCGUGGGUAACGUGGGCUCCAUGAUAACCAACAUGAACGCGGCCAGGACCGAGUUCCAGUUCAGGGUCGACUGCAUCAAGCAGUACAUGCACGUCCGGAAGGUCAGCAAGGACCUGGAGGACAGGGUCAUCAAGUGGUUUGACUACCUGUGGAACAACAAUAAGACGGCAAACGAGAGGCACGUGCUGAGGUAUCUGCCAGACAAGCUGAAGGCCGAGAUCGCCAUCACUGUCCACCUGGACACGCUCAAGAAGGUGCGGAUCUUCCAGGACUGCGAGGCGGGGCUCCUGAUCGAGCUGGUGCUCAAGCUGCAGCCUCAGGUCUUCAGCCCCGGCGACUACAUCUGCAAGAAGGGCGACAUCGGGCGGGAGAUGUACAUCAUCAAGGACGGGCAGCUGGCGGUGGUGGCGGACGACGGCGUGACACAGUUUGUGGUGCUCAGCGACGGGAGCUACUUUGGCGAGAUCAGCAUCCUGAACAUCAAGGGCAGCAAGGCGGGAAACCGCAGAACCGCCAACAUCCGCAGCAUCGGCUACUCCGACCUGUACUGCCUCUCCAAGGACGACCUGAUGGAGGCGCUGACCGAGUACCCGGAGGCCAAGGGCAUGCUGGAGGAGAAGGGCCGGCAGAUCCUGAUGAAGGACGGCCUCAUCGACCUGGACCCCGCCAACCUGAAGCCCGACACCAAGGACCUGGAGGAGAAGGUGGACCGCCUGUACGGCAACCUGGAGAUCAUGCAUGUGAAGCUCUCCCACCUGAUGGCGAACUACAGAACCAUGCAGCUCAACAUGAAGCAGCGCAUUGCCCACAUGGAGAGGAUCACCGGGGAGGUGGAGGAGGAGGAAGAGGGGGAGGAGGGAGAAGGCCAGGCACAGGAGGUAAAGAAGGAAGUCGGAACAGAGGGAGAGAAAGAGGUGGAGAAGGAAGAGGAAGAGAAGGAGGAUGAGAAGGAAGAAGAGAAGAAAGAAGAGGAAAAGAAGGAAGAUUAACUCUGCAGUUAACAUGCAAAAAUAAAUAUUUCCAGUCUGUAAUCUACGUAAAAUCCUCUACUUAGCCAAUCACAGAGCUAGCUGGAAAGCAUUAUUUUUGUGACACACACAAUACUGAAUUUCAGCAGCUGCAUUGCUAAGAGUUCUUCAAAAUAAUAUGAAGUUGAAGGAAAAAGCAUUCAAUGGUCCAUAGUAUAUGGACUAUUAUUCAUAGAUAUUCAUUCAAGGGCAAUGAUACUAUACUUCAAGACAUCAGUAAAACAGCAAAAAUACCACUGGACAUAUGUAUAAAUAUCACAAUAUGAUAAAUAUCAAGUUUUAGGUCUUUGUGUGAAAGCAUCUGACCCAUAAGACAUAUUAAACUAUAUACAGCAUGGUAUCUACCAUUGUGGGCUGACUGUUUCCAUGAGAACACAGCAUGUGCAGUAAAAGGGUGCAUUGUGUGGUGUGCUGGUUCUGCAGCAGAUUUACAGAUGCAAAGCUGAAUUGAUGUCAAACAUAAUUAAAUAUCUCACACUCAUCUCCUCAGUGACAAAGGAACACAGGCUCUAGAUGACAAAUAAACGUCUAGGUAACUGUCUGUCCUCUAUAUGAUAGAUUGAUUACUGUUUUCAUUCUUAUUCAUCUGUUAUUCAUCUUUGUUUGUCAUGCAAUUGUAUUUCAGUUAGCUUCCUUCAGAAGUCUUCAAAGUGACUUCAGAAAAAUGAUCAAUGUGAUUUCUAUUUUUUUAUUUAUUUUUAUGUCAGUACCACUCUGUAACCACACGGGGGCAAUACAUGAUUAAAAGGAAAUAUUAGUAUUUUA